This is a messenger RNA of Cucumis melo (muskmelon), 1380 nucleotides long. RefSeq lists its product as uncharacterized. The record is from RefSeq and is a predicted model, not a curated record. The coding region runs from base 511 to 1212 and encodes 233 amino acids. The transcript has 10 exons. NCBI's taxonomy places the organism in Eukaryota, Viridiplantae, Streptophyta, Magnoliopsida, Cucurbitales, Cucurbitaceae.
AAAGGGGAGAUUGCUACGGAAUCGGCAGCUUUAUAGGACCCUUCAUUGGUUUCAAUCUCUUAGACACACGCACACAUUUCAAACCCACAAAUACUUCUCUCCCACAAAUUGCAAAUUCCACCUGUUCAUCCCAAUAGCUAAAGAAAUGUCAUUCCUUUCCCUUUUGCCUAAACCCCCAAAUCCAUUCUUCCUCUUCUUCUUCUUCUUCUCAUCCGUUUCUCUUUGUUUCCUCUUCCCAAUCCCCUUUCCUGUGGUGCCCACCGCCCGGACCCACUCUUCAGGACGGCCAAGGCUACCACCGCCGCCGCCGCCACUGCACUUCUUCCCGCAGAUGUCAUAGUGGGUUGAUGAAGAUGAAAUAUAUGGGAGAUGUAGAACGGGUGAUGAAGAAUUAGAAUGGUCACAUAGUUCCACCUAUGUAAUUUUACAGCUAACUCAAUGUUUUAUAUGUCUCAGUGUCACCCACCCUUGUUGCUUACGAAUUAGCUUGUGGUAAAUGUAGCUAAUGCUAUGGUUGGACCACGAUCAUGGAUCGUAGGACUCUUCAAUCGCUCAGGCAACAGAAAGAGUGAUAAGUUUCUUCAAUACCCUUUGAGUCCUCUUCAGGAAGAAAGGCUUCAGAGGCUACAACACAGAAUGCAUAUACCUUUUGAUGAGACGUGCGUUGAUCAUCAAGAAGCUCUGAGAGCAUUGUGGAAUGCUGCUUAUCCAAAUAUUGAGCUUAAAGGGAUGAUAUCCGAGCAAUGGAAAGAAAUGGGUUGGCAAGGUCCUAAUCCAUCCACUGACUUUAGGGGUUGCGGGUUUAUUUCCCUUGAAAAUUUGCUGUUUUUUUCCAGAAUGUUUCCGGCAUCUUUUCGUAGGUUAUUAUUGAAGGAAGAUGGUAAUCGAGCAACUUGGGAAUAUCCGUUUGCUGUUGCUGGCAUAAAUGUAUCAUUUAUGUUGAUUCAAAUGUUGGAUUUGAACGCGGAAAAACCAAGGAAUCUUCCAGGACUAAAUUUUGUGAGACUAUUAGGAGAAAAUGAAGAAGCAUUCGACGUAUUAUACUGUGUAGCUUUCGAAAUGAUGGAUGCUCAAUGGCUAGCUAUGCAUGCUUCCUAUAUGGAGUUCAAUGAGGUUUUGCAAGUAACGAGAACACAGCUAGAAAGGGAGCUAUCUUUGGAGGAUGUUCACAGAAUACAAGACCUACCCGCUUAUAAUCUGUUGCAUCAGUAGUUUUGUUGUCUUGACAGUCCGCCAGUUUCAUAGACUGUUUAUGAAUUUGAACUUGGGAACUUAUCUUUUGUUGUAUUGGGUUCAUGAUUUUGGAUAUAGAAGCUACUACUAUAUUCAUAACAUGUCUAACUUAGUUUUUAUAAUUUAUUUUUUAUUUUUUAUUUUUCA